Molecule: messenger RNA, 4405 nt
Organism: Prorocentrum cordatum
Lineage: Eukaryota; Dinophyceae; Prorocentrales; Prorocentraceae
Source: the annotation of a GenBank genome assembly
CCGCUCGCCCUCCUCCCACCGACCGCGCGGCGUGCCCCACUUUGGCUCUGCAGGGCACCGCUUGCGAUGCCAAUGUCCUGCGCCGACCAGGGUCAUUAAUGGAGCUGCGCGCCGCCACGCCUUCUUGCGGCCGCCACAAGACUGCCUCCUCUUGCAGUCGCACUAGUUGCUUUGCUACAGGUUAGCGUUGUCCCGACGUUCGCCUACACCCAUGCGAAUUACCAUAUCUUUCCUAGGCCUGCUGCUGGCGUCCUCGCGCGCCGGGCUCGGCGACUGCUCGUCCUUCCGGGCGGCGCAGCCGUGGCACCCGCACCUCGCCCGGGUGCAGGCGGCGGGCGGCGCCGCGGACCUGAGCAGGAGGGCGCCUGAGGCCCCGGAGGGCGUGCCGUCCCUGCUCCAGCUGGGCUCGGGCGGGCCAGGGUGCGACUGCGAGGGCCAGCAGCGGGCCGCGGCGCCCCUGGGCCAGCAGGGCUUCCUCCAGCCCGGGCCCGGGUUCCCCGCCGUGCCGGACUACGCCCAGGCGGAUCGCGCGGGGCCAGCAGCCAUGUCGGGCGACGGGACUGGAGCGCCGCGGCGCAGGGUGUACUGGGUCUGCCAGUGCAAGGAGUGGAACUGGUGCGACAGGCGGGCGACCUGCAAGUCGUGCGGGAAGGAGGCGCCAGCGUGGGCGAAGCGCCUGCGCGCGGCGCACCUGCCCCAGGCCGACGGGGAGGGCUUCGUCCAGCAGCCCAGAGGGCGCUCGCACCAGCGUGCUGCGCGCCGAGCUGGUGACGCCUCCAGAACAGCCUCGGCAGCCAGCACCGUGCCGAGCAGCGCGCCCAACAGCAGGGGGCGGCCGCGGGGCGGUGCCAAGCCGCCGCCAUGGCGUGAGGAGCGCGGGGAGCAGCCAGAGGAGCCUGCGUCGAGUCUGGAGCGCAGGCUCGAGGAAGCCCAGGCUCGCAUCUCCAGCCUCCGCGAGGCGGUCGCCAUGGAGGAGACCAGCGAGGCCUUCCAGCGAGAGGCCAGGGCGGCCCUCCUCGCGGCGGAGGCCUCGGCCGAGAGGGCAGAGGCCGAGCUCCGCGAGGCCCAGCGGCUCGGGAGGCCCCCCCACGCCGUCCUCCACGGCGGCGCCAACGCCAUGCAGAAGGUCGAGAAGCAGAUCGCUGCAACCAGAGCCAAGCGCGAGCAGGCCGUGCAGCGGGCUGGCUCCCUCAGAGGGAGGAUUGCGGCGAUACAGGAAGAGCUGGCCGAGACAGAGUCCGCGGUCGAGGACUUUGACAGCCUGCUCGUCAAGCUCGAGGAGUCGAAGGCUCAGACAGUCCAGCAGGCGCUCCAGCGGGCCAUCGAGGUGUGCGGAGGCCAGCAGCCCCUCGAGACCGCGGUCGGGGGCCUCGUCACCCAGGUCAGCCAGCUGGGGGAGAUGCUCGGCCGCAACGCGGACGGCGUCGCGCCCAGGCUCCUGGAAAUCAUGGGCAUCAUUGCCACGCAGAGCGCUGCCAUCUCGGACAUGCUCCACCCCGCUGCGCCUGCUGCCGCAGCCUCGCGUUGGGCCGACGGCCUUGGCGGGGACGGGCUCGCCGUCGACGACGAGGAAGGCCCCCCCGCCCCAGCCGCUGGAGCCUCCGCCCCCGCAGUGCAGCGGCCGCCAGCGGAGGCCGCAGGGCAGCAGGUGCGGCCAGGCCCGCCCACCCAGCGGGCGAGCCCAGCAGUGGGGCCCUACGGGCCGGCCGCCGCCCGCGGGCAGUCAGGCGCUGCGCUCGGCGCUUGGCCCCAGCCUGGCAAGGCCGAGCGCAGGAUCCUUGAGGAUGCCAGGGACGAGCACGAGGAUGACCAGGCCCUGGCUACCCUGGCAGCUGCUGGGGGCUACGCUCCUAUGGCCGCCGCCGGGUUCACGCCAUCCGCCCUUGAGGCGAGAGUGGGCAGGGCUGUGCCAGCCUGUGAGAAGGCUGCUGGGCUGCUCCGUGCAGGCCUCGACGUGCUGGGCAUCUACGGCAACACAUGUGACCGUGCCUUGGAGGUGCUCGAGGCCCACAUCGCGCGGGAGGACGCGCACCUGAUCGCCGAGGACCUGAUCCACAAGGCUGGGCCUACGACCAGUUUGACAUGGGGGCGGACGGUUACUGGUGAAGCCGACGGAGAGUUGCGCGGUGGGCGAGUCACCGCGCGCCCCUGCGACUUCCCCGUGGAUGCGGCUGUCCUCACCCUGUGCAGUAUCGGCUGGUACUUCAGGUCCGAGCGCUGCCUCAUCACGGACGAGUGGGACAUGACGCUGAUGGGGCUGCUUGAGCUUGGCACGGAGGCCAGCCUUGGGGCGAGGCGCGCCUCGGUUCGGCAUGAGAUGCGGAAGCUGGCCAGUGCCCCGUCUUUGUGUGGCUCCUCCUUCUGGGAUGUCUGCAUGGAGCUCGUCGGGCCAGGAGGCGAGCUCGGCGAGCGCCAGAGGAGCGGGCUGGUCUCCCACCUCACGAACGCGCACUGGCCGCAGGCGAGCCUCCACAUUAUGUUCGAGUGCCCCAUGCUUGCGGCCCAGCGGAGGGACUCGGUCUCGCCAGCGCUGAAGUGGAGCGCUGUGCGGGGUCGCCCCCUCGGAGGGGCUGCAAGGGAGGACUUUGCUCGGCGCUGGCUGCCAGCGCCGCCGCCUCCACGAGGGCCUCGCACGGACGCCAUGAGUUGCUGGAGGACAUGCAGGCCGCCUGAUGUCAAGCCCAAUGGCAAGUUGUGCGAGGACGGCUCGGCGGUCGGCCUGCAGUUCUACGCCUGGGGACACGCUGGCUGGGCGAUUGCUCAAUGCGACGACGACGGCAGCCUCGUCGCGGGCGUCUACGUGACCGUCAGGAGGGCCCUCCAGCCACAGCAGGCUGCCCGAGGCGGUGAGGGCUUCGCGGUCUGGAAGGUUGAGGUCCACGCGGGCCCUGCAGUUGAGGAGGUCCUCAUCGGCUGCCACGGCACGGCGGAGAGCCACCACAGGGAGCUGGCAUAUGCGACGGGCCCGACCAAGGCCAACGCCCACCCUUGGAGGAGCCCCGCCGCCCUCGGACCUGGUGGCGCCAGGGCGAACAAGGUGGCCGCCCACGGCAACAUGCAGGCGGUGCCCGACGGGCUACGCACGGAGGCGCAGUGGCGCGGCACCCUGCACGCCAGCUGCUCCGACGUGCUGGGAGCACGGCUGCACGCCGAGGCGGCCAUCGUCUGGCGGGACAUCGCGGAGAAGGACAGUGACUGCUUCCUCGUGUCUGACGAGAAGCAGUGGGUGAGGUUCGCCGACCUGGAGGAGCGGGCCGAGCAGGCCACUGCAUGCAGGCCGACGGAGCAGCAGCCGCGCGUGGAGAGCGUCCGCUCGGUGGCCAGCGCGGUCGGCCUCUCCUUCACCACGGCUGGCGCAUGCUGCCUCGGCCACUCCCUGGCGUACGCGCUCUGCGGCGGGGGCGAGGAGCCCCAGGAGCUGGUGGCAUGCAGCAGGUGCGGCGCCUACGCGGUCCUCGGCAGCCGCGCUGGAGGCCGCCCUGAGCUCAAGGCGGUGGCGGGCAUUGGCCCGCGGGUCGCCACGCUGGCCGCGUGCGGCCUGAUUGAGCAGUGCCUCGCCGAGCGGGCGCUGGCCGCCAGCUCCACCGCGGAGGACCGCCGCGACCGCCCGCGGCGGCCAGGGGCCGGCCUCUGCGAGGGCAGGGCCACCUCGCAGGGCCGCCGUGCCGAUCUCGCGCAGGGCACGCCCCAGUACGACCAGGCUGCUGCCAGCGCCUAUGCCUCGCAGCCUCCGCCGCCCUACGUGGGCGAAGGGCUGGGCCAGCAGGGGGAGCUGACGCAGGAGGAGGCCCUCGCGCAACGCCAAGAGGUGCUGCAGCUCCAGCAGCAGGUGGGCCUCAUGGAGCACCGCAUGGAGCAGAUGGAGGCUCGUGCCGCCCCCCGCUCGCAGGAGGCCCUCGAGCGCACCCUGCCGCCGCAGUCCGCGUUCCAGGCGAGGCUGCCCAUGCUGCGGCCGGCGAACGGCGAGGCUCGGCUCGCUCAGUUCGGCCAGCUGCAGCAGACGCUGGCGGCACAGGGCCAGCAGCUGGCGCCCUUCGCCGGGGCCCCGCAGGCGGCGGCGGUGCCCGCCGGCCUGCCGCUGGCGCAGAUGCAGCAGGUGCCCGUGGCGCUUGGGGCGCCAGCUCCGCCAUUCGGCACACCCAUGGUGAUGCAGCCCGCCUACGCGGCAGCGGUGGAGCAGCAGUGGCUGCAGCAGGCGGCCUACGAGCAGCAGAGGCAGGCGCUGCAGGUCCAGCAGCUGGCGGAGCAAGAGGCGCUGGCACAGGCGAUGCCGCAGGCGAUGCCACAGACAAUGCCUCAGACGAUGCCGCAGGCGAUGCCGCAGGCGCAGCUCCUGGAGCCCUGGGGUGGGCAGCAGGGGCAGCCGGAGGCCGUGCCGGCCACGGUGCCCUUCGUCCUGCGCUGA